Messenger RNA from Phyllopteryx taeniolatus (common seadragon), 3730 nucleotides. RefSeq names its product noelin-3-like. The coding region runs from base 235 to 1611 and encodes 458 amino acids. Gene Ontology annotation, biological process: signal transduction. Lineage: Eukaryota; Metazoa; Chordata; Actinopteri; Syngnathiformes; Syngnathidae. The record is from RefSeq and is a predicted model, not a curated record. The transcript is spliced from 6 exons.
CCACCAGAAUGAAGUCACGAGUGGGUGGACAUCUGAGAUUCACCGCUGCCUUUGUUUUCACACUAUCAGUCGUUUUUUUAUUUUGUUGUUUUUGAUUGGUUGAUUUGUUGGACUGGCACGCCCCCCCCCCACCGGACUGGGCGAGUGGACGGGUCCACGAGUGGGAACUCAAACGUGACGUUUGUCGUUGUUUGUUUGAAGUUGUGGUGGUUGUGUCUCACGUCACGUCACGAGAUGUGGACGCCGUGGCCGUGUGUGUUCGUGCUCGUGCUGCUGCUAUUUGGCUACUGGCCGUCUGUGCAGACCCCGGUGGGGCCACAGGAGGGCUGGCAAGUGUUCGGCUCCGCCCACGAUGCCAACGGCCGCUGCGUGUGCACGGUGGUGGCACCCGGGCAGAGUCUGUGCUCCCGGGACGCCAAAGGACGCCAGCUGCGACAACUCCUGGAGAAGGUCCAGAACAUGUCUCAGUCCAUGGAGGUUUUGAACCUGCGCACCCAGAGGGACUUCCAGUAUAUCGUGAGGAUGGAGAGCCUCAUCAAAGGUCUGCGCUCCAAGUUCAGACAGAUGGAUUCGGACAGGAGGACGCUGGCCACCAAAAACUUCCAGGAGCUGAAGGAGAAGAUGGACUCGUUGCAGCCGCUCAUCCCCGUGCUGGAGCAGUACAAGACGGACGCCAAGAUCAUCUCCCGGUUCAAAGUGGAGCUCAAGAACCUGUCCGAGGUGUUGCUGGCCGUCCAGGAACAGAUGGGGACGUUCGACUAUGACGAGCUCAACCAGAAAGUUCUCAGCUUGGAAAAGCGCCUGAGAAGCUGCAUGAGCAAACUCACAUGCGGCAAGCUAAUGAAGAUCAGCGGCCCACUCACAGUGAAGACCUCCGGGACCAGAUUCGGCGCAUGGAUGACAGACCCGCAAGCGUCUCCCAAAAACAACAAAGUUUGGUACAUGGACGGUUACACCAACAACAAGAUCGUCAAGGAGUACAAAUCCAUGGCGGACUUCGUGUCGGGCGCGGAGUCUCGGACGUACACGUUGCCAUUCAAGUGGGCGGGCACCAACCACGUGGUGUACAACGGCUCGCUUUACUACAACAAGAUGCAGAGCAACAUCAUCGUGCGCUACAGCCUGGAGACGCGUCGCGUGCUCACGCAGCGCACGCUGGAGUCGGCCGGCUACCACAACGUGUACCCGUACACGUGGGGCGGCUUCUCCGACAUCGACCUGAUGGCGGACGAGCUGGGCCUGUGGGCCGUCUACGCCACCGACCGGAACGCCGGUAACGUGGUCCUGAGUCGCCUGGAACCCGACACGUUGCGAGCGGUCGCCACGUGGAACACCGAGUACUCUAAGCGCAACGCCGGCGAGGCCUUCAUGAUCUGCGGGACGCUUUACGUCACCAACUCGCACCUGACCGGCGCCAAGGUCUACUACGCGUACGCCACGCAGACGUCCGCCUACGAGUACACCGACAUCCCCUUCCACAACCAGUACUUCCACAUGUCCAUGCUGGACUACAACGCCCGGGAGCGAGCGCUCUACGGAUGGAACAAUGGACACCAGGUGCUCUUCAACGUCACGCUCUUCCAUGUCAUCAAAACCGAGGACGACGCUUAAUCGGCACUCGGCUGUGCUGGAUUCAUUCAUUAGCUAGUGUGGAUAUAAAAAAGUCUCCACACCCCUGUUCAAAUGCCAGCCUCUUGCGCUAUAGAAAACGAUACCAAGAUACUGUAAAUAACUUCAAAACUGUUUCCACUAUUAGUGUGACCUAUAAGCUGCACAACAAAUAUUUAGAUAUUAUAGAGAGGGGAUGUAAACAACUGAGAUGAUGUGGUUGCACUAGUGUGCACACUCUCUUAUAACUGGGACUGUUUUCGGAAUUAAAUAUUCACAUUCAACCUCAUGUUGUGUGAGAAAGCAAAAAAAAAAAAAAAGUCAAGAAAAGCCUACUAGAACAUGUGAACUUUAUUUGGGGUUAAUCAGAGGGACCUUAAAUAGCGGCAUGUGCGUGCUGACUCUCAUUGAACAUGAGUUGGAUGAGUUCAUUCCGAACACAGCCACAUUCCCAGUUAUAAAAGGGUGUGCACACUUUUGCAACCAUAUUAUCUCCGCUCUUUAUUUUUACUUCCCCCCCUCAAAAAUAUUUCUCUUUUUUUUCAACUGAGUUGUACAGGUCAGAUUAAUGGUACUAAAAGUUUAGAAAUGAUUUUCAUAGUCUCCUUUUUUUAUACAUCACAAAAACCUAGCAUUUCAACAGGGGUGUGUAAACUUUUUAUACCCACUGUAUUUUAUGACAUUCAGCUCGCAAUUUGCUUUGUUGUAUCCGUCAUUUAGCUCAUCCACGGUUUUUAGCUUUCUUUCCUGUCAUCGGUUUUGGAUUGUGCUUACCGCAUUUUCACGACCACAAGGCGCAUCGUAUUAAAAGGCGCAGUCUCAGUUACGGGGUCUAUUUCUGUAUUUAACACAUACAUAAGUAUUAUUGGGCGCAGGCAUACGGUAGCAUGCAUGCAUGCUAAAACAAUGUUUUUAAAAAAGGCAGCGGGAGCAAAACUGAGUUCGGUUGUACUUUAUUGAAGUAUUUAACGAUGUACUCACGUUAUUUUUGGAUCAAUCCUCAUCCACAAAUCCAUCAAAGUCCUCAUCUUCUGUAUCCGAAAUGAACAGCUGGGCAAGUUCUCCAUCAAACACGGCAGGUUCGAGUCAGUCUCGUUGCCGUGCGAAAGCUCGAACAACAGUGCAAGCAGGCACGUUAGCCCAAGCAUCCACAAUCCAUUCGCAAAUUGUGGCGUAACUCGCCCGGCGCUGCCCCCUCGUCUUAGUAAAGAUGUGUUCGCCAUCUGUCAUCCAUCGCUUCCACGCCGCUCGCAACUUCACUUUGAACGCCCUGUUUACACGGCUGUCCAGCGGUUGGAGUUCCUUAGUCAUGCCUCCCGGAAUGAUGGCAAGCUUCCUCACUUGCUGCACAUGGCAGAGUUAUUGCACUCAGUCGAAUGGUGACUUGAGACGCUUCUCCCUUCUCUUCUUUGCUCAUUAACCCAACUCGGGCCACCUCGCCUUGUUUCCGCGUUUUUUUCUUCUUCUCAGCUUAAGUCUUCUUGACUUGGCGAAGCUCGUAUUCCUGCUUCCUCCACUUGCGAACCAUGGAUUCGUUGAUCUUGAAUUCUCUCGCGGCUGCUCGAUUCCCAGGUUCCUCCGCGUAAAUGAUAGCUUGUUUAAACUGUGCUUCGUAAGCGUGUCUCUUUGUCGGUGCCACUUUCGGGGGUCCUUAGCCAAACCAAUGUUGUUUUGCACAAUGCACACCCCGGCGCUAUAUAUCUACUGGGGGCGUCCGCUUUUCCUCUGUAUAAGCAGUGUGUCGGCAGGAAAUGCUCCCAGUCAGUCAACGGUAAAAAAAAAAACGUCCAAAAAAAAAAAAAUGUCAAGUGGACCACUCAUCACACAACAACAUUUAUAGAUGUUGGAACCCGGUGCACACUUAAGGCGCGCCACAUUAAAAGGCGCCCCGUCCAUUUUGGAGGAAAUGUAAGACUUUUAAGUGUGACUUGUGGUCGUGAAAAUACGGUAUUUGCCGGCCUUCCUGUGCAGCUCGGUUGAUGCAAGGGGAACAAAAAGUAGCAUCCAGUGGUGUCAGUAAUUGUAAUAAUAAACAUGUUCUCCAUUACAACUUGCUGCUGGUGUGUUUCCCCUUGCAAAAAAAAAAAUGCAGGCAGUCAUGAGAUUAAAGUCUUUUUUCUUC